Messenger RNA from Odontomachus brunneus, 5082 nucleotides. It is a transcript of the gene cos, whose product is annotated as kinesin-like protein costa. The transcript has 3 exons. NCBI's taxonomy places the organism in Eukaryota, Metazoa, Arthropoda, Insecta, Hymenoptera, Formicidae. The coding region runs from base 847 to 3507 and encodes 886 amino acids. The record is from RefSeq and is a predicted model, not a curated record.
GUAGUGAUGUGACCGAAUAGUGAGUCAGCUGUACCUUUAUUUCUUAAAUAUAAUUCAACGACAGUCAGAAGUCUUUUUACUAUAGUCAGUAUUCAUAGUCCGAUCUUAUAUUUAAGAUCAUCUUAAGUACUGUCUUAAGAUGUCAUGAACCAAUCAUAGAACCGUAUUCGCAUCUUAAGACGGUCUUAAAUAUAAGAUCCGACUAUGAAUACCGGCCUACAUCGCAGAAAAUAGGCAAAAUUCAACGGGUUGUAAUUUUGACAAUGAAUUUUAUAGACCUUCUACAAUAAGCCAUUAGUUAUAAGCAAACAAAUUGAUCAAUUGCAAUUGAAUAUUUUCAAAAAUAAUCGACUGUGCUUGGUCAAGUUGUCUUGAUUUAUGAUUAAUAGCUUAUUGUGAAAGGUCCAUUAAUUAAUGAAUUCGAUAUCUCGAAAGUAGACACUUCAAGCCAAAUGCUUCACGAAUCGUCUGACUGUCGUCCCUUUUAUUAUAGUCAUAACCCGUCAAAUUUUGCUCAUAUUUCACGAUGGUCACUUUCAUCACUACUGCCGUUAGUUUCCGUCAAUUACAAGGUCCCCGCUACGAGCCGUUGCAGUCUUUAAUAAGGAACAGAGGUUCACAACGCAGAACAAGAACCCUUUCGAUCUGCAACGAUGAUCUAUAUCUUUGUAAAAUAAAAAUUCACUCAAAACAGAGCUGUUCAAACAAUUCUUGGAGAAUAUGUGUACAUGGAGAGACCAUAGAGCCUAAAACAUAAUUAUAACGAGACAUGGGAGGUUACGAUAGGUUAGGAACCUCCUAGGCAAGUCCCUACCACGCUGAUCGAGCAGACGAGAUCUUCGUUAAAUGGUGCUGCAUGAGGCGGGUAAAAUGAUGCAUUACGGACCGUGGGUUCAGCAUCAAGCAAUGUUGGACAAUCACCAGUGUUAUGCACCGUACAUCAACAUGAUACCAUCAUUUCAACACCGGAUUCAUGAACAUCACCAACUGACAGAGGAAGAGAGUGAACAGACUGGGGAUGAGGCACAUGAUACAGUGACACCUGCUACUUCUGGGGAACGUAGUUCCAGUGCUGAUCUCUUUAGAUUGGAGUUCGCAGCUGCGCAAUGGUCCAAAUUGGUCUCCAAUGCGGAGGGUUUAUUCACAAAGCUCAUGACAAGUAACAUCUUGCCGCAUACAGACCAGGAUCAAAUUGAGCAAUGGCUGUGCAUGAAGCAGGAGUAUGAGGAGUGCAUAUCUGGUGAUGAUACCACCAGUAUGCAAGGCUACACUGAGAAUAUAAGAAGAUCAUUGGAGCGUAUCGAGGAAGUAACGGAGACUGAUGAGAAGACUGAUGAAUCUGCGAAUCAAAUGAAACUCAAGCUCAAUUCUAAUUGCACCUCUAGCUCUGAGAGCGAGCUGUCUAAUGCCGAUGAUGACGAUGAUGAAGAUGAGGAAGAAGAAGAGGAGGAGGACGACGAAGAUGAGGAAGAAGAGGAUCAGAGCGACGCGAGUUCGGAGAACCCGGAUUUCUUAGAGAAACUGGACGAAUGCAUCAACAAGUUUAAGAAAGAUACCGACAGGGAGAUUGACUCUAAGAAGGAUGAGUUCAGAGGAAUGAACAUCGAGAUUAUACAUUCAGCGGCACGAUCCGUAAACAAUAAUUACGUGCCGAUAGCACGCUCUGUACCAAUAAGAAAUCCAAAUUCCCGGAGGAACUCGAUGUUGCCCGGUUCCGACAUGUGUAAUGAAGUGUUGGUCUUUAACGACAGCAGGAAACCUUGUCAGAAUGAAAUCCUUGAGAAUCACCUAACUGAACGUACGAAUUCGUACGUACUGGAUAAUCGCGAGACUGAGGUGAACCUCAACGACAAUUUCCUAGCGAUGCAGAACGACAAUUCGCCAGAUCUGUUGCUCGACGCCCUCAAGACCGCGGAGAUACCCGAGCCUAUUCGGGAAUUGAAAACUCUGACGUUGAAUAAUGAGGCGAAGCAAACGCAAGUGAAGAAGAUCCAGUCGGACUUGGACGGCGCGCAGAAGCGCAUCGAAGAGCUGCAGACGACGAUUAAAAUCAAGCAACGUUUCAUCGCGGACAUGAUGAAGAACUCCGAGACACGCGCCAAUGCGAAGCAGCGAUUUCUACGUAAGCGCAGUAAGCUCGAGGAAGAGUACUACAACACGAGGACGCAACUGGCGCAGGCAGAGAACGCGUCCAUGUACAAAGACUCGGAGGAGAAGUCGGCGUAUAAGAAAGAGAUAGAAUUGUACAAAAACAUGGCGAUACACUACGAGAAGCGUCUCAUGGACAUCGAUAUGAUCAAGCAGAUUGCGGGUGAUUCCGCGAAGAAGGUUCUAGAGUUGGAGGGCUCGCUCAACACGUCCAAGAAGCAAAUGGACAAACUGAAGCGUCAACUAAAGAAGGAGGAAGAGCGGAAGAAGCAAUUGGAACAAGAGCUCGUUAAAGAUCAGCAGAAGAUUCGCGAGCUCGAAGAGAAGUACAAUUUGACCGCUUCCAAAUUGAAGGAGAUGCAGUCGGAGAGCGAGGACGAGAAGCAGCACAAGUCGAAAGCCGACUGCGCCGACAAGAAGAACUUGCUGGACGUUAGCGCGAGGAUUUCUCAUCUCGACCACGUGCUGAAGGAAAAGUCUAUGGACUUAGAGAGAACCGCGGACACGGACGAGAAGGAAGCGUUACGUCACGAAAUUAGAAACCUGAGGCGCACCCGGGAAUGCCUGGUGGACGAAAAAUGCGACUUAGACGAGAAGCUUCAGAAAGAGAGGACCCUGACCACGGUGGAAGAACGCAAACUGCUGGAAUGCGGAGAAACAAUCGAGGCUAUCGACGCUAUGAUCGAGCACAAGAACGAAAUGAUCUGCGGGCGGAAGGACUUCUACGAGAACCAGUCUCAACGAGAGAAGGGCGAGCGAGUGCUCAUGGAACGCCUGAAGAAACUCUCUCACGGCGAGAUAAUAACAUUAUUCGUUAAGUAUUUCCACAAGGUGAUCGACUUGAAGGAGAGCUCGAAGAAUUUGGAAGUGCAGAUCACAGAGUUGGAGGCUCGCAUCGCAAGCCAGGAUUGGGAGAUGGGGACACAGCAGAUGGAGGCUAAAAGGAGGAUCGUGCUGAUGCAGAGGCAAUACGAGGAGAAACUACACCACAUGCUCAGGUAUUUAGCGGAGGAGACCAGCAGCUCCGGCCACGAGAGAUUCGACAAGGAUUCCGAGCUUACCAAAUACAAGAGAGAGAAUAGAGCGCUGAAAAAGCGCCUAGCGGAUGUGGAGGUGCUCCUUAAGGGCACGACACCGCCACGAGUGGCCAGUCCGUGCAGAAUCCCGCAGCAAGGACUGAAGCAAAUUGCGCCUAACAUUCGGUCGACCACCAAGGUGACGAGACAACGGAACAAACUGAUAAUUCAAAAGACUACUGACUGCGACAAGAGAAAGAACUCACAGCUCGAUCCGACGGAAGAAUCUCCUUGCACACGCCCGUUUUCCCGCCGCACGUUAUUUCGAAAGUAUCAAGAGUAAAAGAGAUAUCAAUGGGCUAUGCAGAAUUCAAUUGCGCCUGACAAUAGUCUUCACAAACCUGUACGAAUCAAGUGUGGUAGACCUAGUUCCAUCGUGUGAACUAGUUAUCUUUCAUGUAUUUUUGUAGAAUGUACAUCGCCACGUUCUACACGGAGAAAAUAUUGUAGAGAAAAUUUUUUAUAAUCUUGGACCAUAUAAAAUUAUAGUCGAAAUUAGUAUAUGUACAAAAAUAUUAUGCACGUGUUUAAAUUUUUACUACAAAAUUAUUUAAUUAAAUAAUUGUUAAUGACUUAAAAAAAUAUAUAAUAAUUGAAUGUUUUUUUUUAUAUUAGGUAGGUCGUCAAAUUUACCAUAGUAAUUUAUUAUAUUUAUUUAAGUAUAUAGUCCAGUUUUAUGAAAAAAAUUACAAAAAGAAAUCUAAUUUUAAUUUUCUCCGUGUGCGUGAGAAUGCAUUCACUCGAUGUAUUAAAUGUUUGUUCAAGAAGAUACAAGCGAGACGACGACCCGACGAGAGACGCACGUAUGAAUGUUCGUCUGCAAGAGAGUAAGCUUGGCGUGAAAAAAAAAUUGGAGUAAAAGAUGAAAAUAAUCUAUUUCGCUUACGCCUCCUUGUAAUCUAGCUCCUUUACACCAAAAAUAUUUCUCUUAAGAAAUACUUGUGAUGUAAGGGAAUUAGAGUAUAGGCGUAGGCGAAAUAAAUUAUUUUUACUUCUCACUCCAACUUUUUCUUACGCCAAGCUUACUCCACGUAUUGCAGACGAGCUUUGAGUCUAUUAUUGCAUGCUGGCCCAUGUCGUUGUAUCUACACGGGGGACAUAGUGCCGAGCCUCGUAAUUUAAUGUCUCUAGGCAUAAUAUAGCCGCCAAAAGUGUAAUAUCCCGAAUCUCACUCGAGAGCGUACUUGCAUGCUGUCCUCGUUAACCCGUUUGUAAUUCGUUUUGACGUUCAUCUAUCUAAGUGUCGCGUGACAAUGUAGUAAGAUACGGCAUGAGUGCUUCUGGUUCCGAUUCUCGCGACGAGAUGAAACAAAAAAUUAAAAAAGAAAAAAAAUGCGCUCAGGAGUCUUGUGUAUAGCUCAAUUAUACGUAUACAUGGAGUAGUCGAUAAUCAAAUUCAUUUCGGACCUCGAGCAAUCGUUUAGAGAUAGAUGUUAGACUAGAGAGACCGAGCUGUUGCAUUUGAAGAGAAAGUCGAAAGUUUAAUUGCUGCUAGCGAUUAGGUCUGUUUAGGAUAUACUGAUUAGACAAGGACGCCAUGCACGCUCGGCCAUUGUAUUUUCAGAAUAGGUUGUUGGUGCAACACGCAGUUGUACUAUUCACACGUUGUCACUCGCAGCUAUUAUUAAAUACAUACGUAUGUGUACAUCGCGAAAAAGGCAUUCGAUGGACACACUGAAAUCUCCGGUAUUAUUAUUAAUAUCGUUUUUCGCGUCGUGCGUAGAAAGUAGCGUCGAUUUAUCUGUAGCAUGAGAAACCAGUGAGCGUGACUCUGAUUUGAUCGAGAUCGUAUCGAUCCACUUCCACUUUCAUCGUAAUUUAUUGUAAUUUUGUAAAUAAAUCGAUGUCACACGUUAUA